CAGGCGGACCGACGCACUAGAAGCCAGAGGACGGAAGAGACUCAAGACCGCCGACGUCUCGACUUAUUUGACUUGUUGUCCCGCCCGCUGUCGCAUCCGGCCGCGCACCGAGCCGAGUAGACCAGUAGACCAGUAGACCAUGUCCCUGACGGUGAAAGCUUACCUGCUCGGGAAGGACGAGGUCCCGAAGGAGAUCCGCCGCUUCGUCCUCGACGUGGACGUGUCGUCCAGCUUCGAGUUCCUGAGGGUGAAGGUUGUCGACGUGUUCUCCAACCUCCAGAACGCCACCUUCCAGAUGUUCUACAAAGAUGAAGAUCAGGACAUGAUUGCCUUCUCCUCAGACGACGAGCUGAUGAUGGGCCUGACUUGCCAGAAAGACAACACCUUCCGUGUGUUCAUCAAAGAGAAGAGGGAGCACAAGCGGGAGCUCCCCCACCAUGGCCUCCCCAACUUCGCCUUCCCCCCUCCCCCUCCUGCUCCCGGGGGCCCCCAUGGCCCUAUGGUACACCCCAAUGUGACCUGUGACGGCUGUGGUGUGAACCCUCUGGCCGGGACCCGCUUCAAGUGCACCGUGUGUCCAGACUACGACCUGUGCUCGCCCUGCCAGGCCAUGGGCCUUCAUAAGGACCAUGCCCUGAUGCCCAUGUGGGCCCCACUCAGCAACAUGUUUGAGUGGUUUCCUCGAGGGAAGUGGAUGAGGAAGAUGAGGCACUGCAUGUGGAAUAACCCCCAGACCCAGGGUGGUGCCUGUGGAGACCAGUCCCAGAGGCAACCUGGUGGCACUGGGGCCCAGUCCUCUUCAUCUGGCCCCAAGACUGAACAGGCUGCAACUGAGAACAGCACCCCACCUGGAGCCUCCCAGGCCAACGUUGACUUCCUGAAAAACAUCGGCGAGGGUGUAGCGGCCAUGUUGAGUCCUCUAGGCAUUGACGUGGACAUCGACGUUGAACAUGAGGGCCAGCGGACCAAGGUGACCCCCUCCAACUCUAGCGGUGCCCCUAGUAUGAAGAGUGAUGGAGGAAGAGGAGAGUCGGAGUCAGCAGUGGCUGCAGAAGGAGAAGUGGAGGGAGACGGACUGAACAGUGUGAGGAGCGCUAAAGGAGGUGCUAAGGCCGACAAGGAUCCAGGGGGCGAUGAGGAGUGGACCCACCUGAGUUCUAAGGAGGUGGACCCCUCCACGGGGGAGCUCCAGUCCCUCAGGGUGGAGGAGGAUGGGAUCCAGUCAGCACCUCCCUCCGUGGGCCCGCAGGGGGCCACAGGUCUGCGUGAGGCCGCCCUGUAUCCCCAUCUCCCCCAAGAGGCUGACCCACAGCUGGUGGAGUCCCUCUCUCAGAUGUUGUCUAUGGGCUUCACUGACGAGGGCGGCUGGCUGACGCGCCUCCUCCAAACAAAGGGUUUUGACAUUGGAGCGGCUCUGGACACCAUCCAUUACUCCAAACCCUCCGGGCCAAAGUGAUCGAGACGGGCUGCUGCAACCCAGCGAGAGAUGGGCUCCGUGUUGUCUUGUCAUGUUUCUUCUAAUUCAUUCCUUUGUCUGUUAGUCAAUACUACUAACUUUUCACUGUCUGGUUGUCAAAUUACUACAACCGCUUUGUGGCUUAUAUCAUAAUAAUGGAGUAGUGAUUCAUUGUGUCGUAGUUACAGUGAGACCACUGCAUUGAGUCAUAGUCAAAAUGACUCGAGAUGUGAAACUGAUAUGGAAAAUGCAGUUUAAACCUGUUAAAUAUCUGACCGUUAACCUCGAUGAUAGCUGACAUUCAAAUUCAACACCCUUCAAGUUCAGCUCAUUAAAACAAGUCAUUUAUUUGUCAAAAUGAAAUAAUGGGAGUCUCCAUGUAUCAACAAUAAACUGUAAGCGAUGAAGAA
Lampris incognitus (smalleye Pacific opah) is the source of this 1866-nucleotide messenger RNA. RefSeq names its product sequestosome 1 (gene sqstm1). Lineage: Eukaryota; Metazoa; Chordata; Actinopteri; Lampriformes; Lampridae. Gene Ontology annotation, cellular component: amphisome; aggresome. Gene Ontology annotation, biological process: mitophagy; aggrephagy; endosome organization. Gene Ontology annotation, molecular function: K63-linked polyubiquitin modification-dependent protein binding; zinc ion binding; protein kinase C binding. The transcript has 8 exons. Bases 140 to 1456 code for a protein of 438 amino acids. The record is from RefSeq and is a predicted model, not a curated record.